AUGACCAGCAGUCCUGGUUCCCCGCGUCGUGGCAGCCUGAUUCCUGAGGGGAUUCUGAGAGAGAUCCAGAUCAACUUGCUGGAGUGUAAAGUCUGCUUCGAGAAGUUUAGCACUCAACAGAGGGAGCGCAGACCUCAGAACCUUUCCUGUGGCCAUGUACUCUGUCUGGAAUGCAUCAAGGCUCUGUCCCACCCUCUCCUGAGGAAGCUGGAGUGCCCGUUCUGUCGACAGUUGUGCAGUGUUGACAGCACCUCCCACUGCCAGGUUCUUAGUGACCUGCAGGAGCUGCUGUUGUUGCGGAGUACCACAUCCUCUGUUCUACCUCGCAGGCCAAAAGCAGCCCUUGGUUUGGCCACAGGUUUGCGAUCCAAGGCUCUGUACCUCUCCGCAGCUUUUGGCAGUUGGGGGACUCUUAUCAACCCCACUGGAAUAGCUGUUUUGGGGUCUUCUGGGACAAUAGUGGUGGCGCAUGAUGGUGAGAAGAGGGUGGCAGUGUUUAGCCCAAAGGGUAAGAAGCUACACAGUUUUGGGCGUAGAGGAAAAGGCACUGACGAUAUCUGUUACCCAGUGGAUGUCGCAGUGAUUCCCUGUGGUUAUGUGGUGGUGACUGAUGCAGGAGACAAAGCUGUGAAGGUUUUCACCUCCAGGGGGAACCAUGUGUUGACGGUUAAGGAUUUCUUCCAGCUGCCAUGGGGUGUGGACACAGACAGCAGUGGGCUCAUCUUGGUCUCUGAUGUCCAAGCCGGCACACUGUCCUGCAUUAAAGUAGACUACACUCAUGGUACCACUCAGCAGCAUCAAAUAGUAGUUUCAGAUCUUCAGCAUCCAAAAGCAGUGGCCUGCUGCCGGGGGACUGGGAACACAGCGGUGAUAGAGCAUCUAAUCGAUGACACUCAUCCACCAGAGAAGCACCAACACACAAGGCUGAGAGUGUUUACCAAAGACUUCCAUAUCCUUUAUCAGACAGACAGUUUCAGUUUGACCCUAAAGACCUCAGUCUGGCUCAACAUGUCAGGUGUGGCGUUUGACAGAGAUGGAGAUGUGCUGGUGAUCGACUCUAAUCAGGGGAUGAUUUGGAGUUUGCGGAAGCUCCAGAGCGACCCAGUCCUAACUCCUCUUGUGAGAGACCACCUUGUCCGCCCAGGUGGGCUUGUGUCAUUGAACAAUAUGCUCAUCAUUCUGGACAGUGGAGACCACACGGUGAAGAGUUACACUUCUAAAUCUGAAAGUGGACCCAUGAAAUAGCUAAUGUAAGAACAGGGUUUGAGUACUGUUGUAUUAU
Molecule: messenger RNA, 1282 nt
Organism: Scomber japonicus (chub mackerel)
Lineage: Eukaryota; Metazoa; Chordata; Actinopteri; Scombriformes; Scombridae
Product: E3 ubiquitin-protein ligase NHLRC1-like
Exons: 1
Coding region: 1-1245 (414 amino acids)
Biological process (GO): proteasome-mediated ubiquitin-dependent protein catabolic process; protein polyubiquitination; negative regulation of translation
Molecular function (GO): translation repressor activity; protein binding; ubiquitin protein ligase activity
Source: RefSeq, a predicted model, not a curated record